AUGGAGGUUGCUAUACGCCACAAAGCGAAAGGAGGCAUUGAUAACCUGACGCCGGACGACCUGCUCCAGGAGUAUGAAGGCUAUGCGGCAGACGGGUACGCGAUACUUUGGGACCUCUCUGACCACAUGGUCAACCCGAGAGUGCUCACCAACCUCUUCACGAAGAUUGCGGAAAGCCAGGUUGAACUGAAAGCGACGAUGGCGAUCGACCUGGACGCGAAUCGCCUGGAAAGCGCACACGUGAAGGACUUUAAAGUCGUGCUGCAGGUCCUCAAAAAAAAGAAACCCUACCUGCGAGUUCGCUUCGGGUUCGAAGUGUUCAUGCCCUAUCUGAAGCAAGCCAUGGAAGAGGAGGACAUGCUGGACGUCUUCGGCGAGCAAGUCGUCGUGAACAGCCCCUGGACUGACCAGAGCCUGAGAGCAUUCGCCUUGGAGCAGUGCCGGGCCAACAAUCUUGUGGAGAAGCGCCUGGCGAAGCAGGAGGCCAAGAAGGGCCACUCUGAGCAGCUGAAGCAAAUGAAAGGCUACCGCGAUACGGACGACCGCCUUAUCGAGGAGGGGGUGGCGUGUGCAGUGGCCGAGCUGCUGGAGGACGGGCAGGUCAUCUUUGGCACCCGGUACCCAUACCAGAGCGCGGUCGGUGACCUCGAUGGCCUGGUCGUGGGCCGCCGCGACGGGCGUGAUGUUGUUGUGCUGGUAGAGGCUAAGCACAACAUGGACACAAUGGCCAAAAAGGCCCAGUCUGAACUCUUUGCGUCAGUUAAACACUGGGAGUGGCUCAAGGGGCUGAGUGCUGAUGAGCUGGAGUCAGACGAGACCGUGCUUGCGGACUACCAAGCACUCCACCUGGCGGAGUAUGGUGAGCGGGCUGUCUUCCUUGCGUUUGGUGGGAGCAAGUUCUCGGAGAGCGUGGUAAAGAAGCAGUUCAACAACCUGCAGAUGCCGUGGAUUUACGUGGUUGCCAAUAGCAUGGGGAAGUUCAAGGCGCAAACACCGCCGCAGGUUGGCUAA
Molecule: messenger RNA, 1011 nt
Organism: Volvox carteri f. nagariensis
Lineage: Eukaryota; Viridiplantae; Chlorophyta; Chlorophyceae; Chlamydomonadales; Volvocaceae
Exons: 2
Coding region: 1-1011 (336 amino acids)
Source: RefSeq, a predicted model, not a curated record